GGCCCGUCACUAUGACAUCCCCGCCUCCUUAUGUUGGCGCUCGUCCACGUUUGUCUCUUCAGGCGGAAAGACUAAGGGAUCAAUUGGAAGAUGUGCGUUCAAACUCCCUUCCCCUUCUUUUUUCUCUUUGGUUUCCUUAUCCAUCGGCAUUUCACUGUUGCAGAUGGGUUUCAAUGCUGCUACGCAUCCACGCCUUCAAGAUAUUGUGAUCGAGAAGACGAAGGAGGCUCAAAGAUCGGAUGAAGAUGCGAUAGA
This is a messenger RNA of Cantharellus anzutake, 255 nucleotides long. RefSeq lists its product as uncharacterized. The coding region runs from base 12 to 209 and encodes 65 amino acids. Lineage: Eukaryota; Fungi; Basidiomycota; Agaricomycetes; Cantharellales; Hydnaceae. The transcript has a single exon. The record is from RefSeq and is a predicted model, not a curated record.